Molecule: messenger RNA, 3120 nt
Organism: Zootoca vivipara (common lizard)
Lineage: Eukaryota; Metazoa; Chordata; Lepidosauria; Squamata; Lacertidae
Product: calcineurin B homologous protein 2
Molecular function (GO): calcium ion binding
Source: RefSeq, a predicted model, not a curated record
UUAUAUAGAUGCACACACCCAGAGACAGAGAGAGGCACGCCCUGUAAAUAGCUUUGGCUGCCCUGGGGAGGAGAGUCAGAACUGCUUCAAGAUGGGAGGCCAAACUUCUCAGCUCUUCACGGUUCCUGAGCAGCAGGAGAUCAUGAAAGAAACUGGCUUCUCGGAAGCUAGUGUUGUGCGCCUUUACCAGCGCUUCCAGGCCUUGGACAAGGAUGAAAAAGGUUUCCUCAGCAAAGAUGACUUUGAAGGGAUCGGAGAACUAGCAGUGAACCCCAUUGGCGACCAGAUCAUCAAUGCCUUCUUCCCAGAUGGGAGAGAGACUACGGACUUCCGGACAUUCACUCGUGUGCUGGCCCACUUCCGGCCAGUGGAAGGACCCGGAGGCUCGCAGAACGCUAACAGCCGGCUUAGCAAGCUGAAGUUUGCUUUUCAGCUCUACGACCAAGACAAGGAUGGGAAGAUCUCCCGAGCAGAAAUAUUACAGGUGCUGAGAAUGAUGAUUGGGAUCGAGGUGACGGAUGAACAACUCGAGAGCAUCACAGACCGAACCAUCCAAGAGGCUGAUAAGGAUGGAGACAAGGCCAUCUCCUUUGAGGAGUUUGCAAAGUCUGUGGAAAAGCUGAACAUUGAACAAAAGAUGAGCCUCCGGAUCCUGAAGUGAUCCGUCAGGGACCAGAGAAACCCCUGACAACUUGGGAAAUGAUUUAAGUCUGGCUCCUGGCAGGAAAGGCUGCAAUUGCAAAAACGUGUGGGAUACUGUCGGAUCUCACCUCUGCUCCUGAUGGGCCGCAAAGAAACCAAAUUGGAGAUAUCCAUCUAACAAAGAUCCCUCACUGACAACAAGAUGGGAUCAGGAGCUGCUGACCAACAGAAGCUUGCCAUUCCGUCUGCCGUGUCUAAGCAGACCUCCAUGACACUAUUUCAACUAGAAGCGGCUCUACCUUUUUUCCAUUUUCUGAGAAGCUGUGCACUUCCUACGCCAUGUACUGAAAUGCACAUCAAACCAGAUUUUCUUUUUCUUAACAGGAGGGUGCAGAAAGCAACUUUGGCAUUCUCCCCUCCCUAUUCGUUGCAAGCGAGCCCAAAGUCAUAACCUUGUCAAGAAACUGUUGAGCAUCAUGCAAAGAUUUCAAAAUGCAGUUGGGGGCUAAAAUGAUUACUUCCUUUGGAGCCUGGGGGGGGGAGUUCAUACUAUUGUGACCUGACCUCCCCUCCUUUUACAAAAAGCUUUGCAAAGGCAGUAAAAAUUAAUGCUGCCAAACAGUAAAUGAACGAGUCAGAAUUCAUUUCUGGGAGAAUUGAUUUCAAGGUUUCAUCAAAAAGGUAAUACAUACUGGAACUGUGGCACUGGUACCUGAAAACCACCUUGGGGGUUAUCUUUCCUCGAUCACAUUUUCAUUCAUUAAAAGAUACGCAGAUUGCAUCCACACAAAGCUAGAAGUGGUUUUUAAUUAUCUGCCCUAUUUUAUUUCCAUUCUUGCAUUCUGCAGCUACGUAGUAAGUAUGUAGGAAGCUGCCUUGUACCAGGUCAGGUUUCCUCUCUUCUCUGGCUGGCAGCAGCUCUUGAGGGAUUUGGGGGGGGGGUGUCACGCAGAAAUGGUUCUUUCCCAUCACUUGGUACCUGGUGCUUUGGGUUGAAGCAACUCCCCUGUUUCAGCUUUGGGACUUCUUCAUUUAGAGCAGGCAUCCCCAAACUGCGGCCCUCCAGAUGUUUUGGCCUACAACUCCCAUGAUCCCUAGCUAACAGGACCAGUGGUCGGGGAAGAUGGGAAUUGUAGUACAAAACAUCUGGAGGGCCGAAGUUUGGGGAUGCCUGAUUUAGAGCCAAAGGAAGAGGUGACAUAACAGAGGUGUAUAAAAUUAUGAACAGCAUUGUGAAUGAGGACAGAAAGAAGUUUUUCCUCCCUCUCUUGGAACCCUAAAAGCUCAUGGGCAUCCAUUAGAACUGGGUGCUGGACUAAAUGGGCCACUGGCCUGAUCCAGCAGGCUCUUCUUGUGCGCUUGAGAAAAGGGAUGCGUUGCCAGAUUGAGACCUUCUGCAUGCAGAACAAGGGUGGCUCUGCCGCUGAGCCAGGCGUCUCGCUCUCUCCAUUAUGUUUCCUACAUCUUUGCUGCUCUUGGUCUACUUGCUGCAUUUAUACACUGUCUCCUUUCCGGAUCAGCAUGCUGAUCUUAGGAUCAGGCCCAGCUCAGGCAUCGUAAAAAAAAGGAACAAGACAAUUGAUAAAUAUGCACAGACGCAGCUAGAGCCCCUUCUUCAUAUGCUUUGCUGAGCUACAUAAAAAUAAGUGGUGUGUUGUUCUUUUAGGGGGAAACUUGCAGUUGAGAAUCUCGUGCAAAGCAGCUGUGCAGGGAGAAGGAAGGUAUCCUGACAGACAGAAAAAGGGGUCCCAUCAACCAGAUGAUACUAGGGGGCAGCAUGUUAAAGACAACACAAACCUCUUUUAUCUGGUACUAACUGUUGCCAGAGCAAAUACUUUUAUAUGCAAAGAGCCCCACAUGUCAGCUGCUAGUCAGCAGGAGACGUGUGAUGAACAGCAACUACACAAAGUAUUCAUGGUAUGCUCUGGUACAAACCAUGAAAAAAUUUGCUGGGGCAUACAUUUCCCCGAGAGUUCCUCGUGCCAGGCAAGAACUCAGAUCUUUGUCUCAUUAAGAGGCCAAAACAUCUCCCCUCACUGAACUGUUGCAGCCUUUCUGGAAAGCUGGGCACAGAAUUAUAAAUUUUUGAUGACACCAUUAGCAGACUUUCAUCCAAGGUGCAUCUUUUGUUCACCAUUAGCAAAUCUGCAGCCAAAUCCAACUCGGGGGACAAAACCUGAGAAAGCCUGCAUCGUCCAAGCAAUGCCUCUUAGCCCAACUGUCCUGCAGACAAGAAUCGCACCUCUUGCCCCAAAAGCGCACUAAUGUGUGCAUGUGUACAGCACACACACACGCCCACCCUUUACGUCAUUAUAACAUUUGAGAAAUACCUCAAUACAAGAUCGUAGCUCUGUAUUGCUGUAUUGUUUUUAAUAUGCUGUAUUGUUUUUAAUAUUCGGUUGGAAGCUGCCCAGAGUGGCUGGGGAAACCCAGCCAAAUGGGCGGGGUAUAAAUAAAUUAUUAUUAUUAUUAUUAUUA